AGUUAUAAUCAUAUAAAUCUUCCAUCGUUGCUUCGAUAUAUAGAGAAAUGGAAGGAAUGAGUUACAGUACUCUGCGAGAACUGGGAUGUGGAGGAAGCUUCUCCUUCAGCUGCUCCGACUCCGACUUGAACUUCUCCUCCGCGCUCUCCCAUUUCACCGACGACGUCGGCGAUGAUGUUGUUGAAGCAGACGAUAGUAGUGACGUCGACGAUGAAGAAUCAUACAUCGAAAUAGCACUCGAUCAUCAUCAUCACCAUCCUAAAGCAACUCAUGAGGAUUGUGAUGGAGACAGGUCAGACCAUGUCGAUUACUUGCGCAUAUCUUUCUCGUCGACCUUUCCCUUCCCGGACUUCUCCAACCACACCAACCCUAAUACUCAAGACGACACGAACAUCGUCUCCGAUACGACUACUGACCCAGCUGCAGUAGUAACGCAGGCAGCAGCAUCUUCAUCAUCCACGCCAAUAUCAGCGUCGUCGUCCACCUCAUUGGAAGACUUUGGGGGAUCCAAUCAUGAUGUUAGAACCAAAAGGUCGAAAUUGCCGGCUGUCAACCGCAUAGUCAAUACUUUGUUCUUUAGUCUCUGGUCAUCGUCCGACACCACCGCCAAGAAAGCUAGUGGUGCUGAGGAGCAUUAUAGUAUUCGUCAUCGCCAAUCGCAAGUGGACAACGGUGACUUCGUACAGUCCAGGAAAGUAUCAAACAUGAAAACCACAGUCAACGGCGGCAUCAUGAAGUUGAUUUUCAAGUUUCGAGCUAUGAAUCUUGGAACUUUGGUAGCUUCAUUUGUGAAACCCCGAAAAGUUGUUUGUCCUCCUGAUCAAGAGUACUGUCAUUUUAGUUACGGAGUACGCAAGAAAAAGAAAUCAAAAGCUCAGUCGACUCUUCAACAUCAGAAGCCCUUGGACAAAUUCUUCGUACAAAAGGAGCAGCAGAAAAAACAAGUCAAGAUGGACACUUCACGAGAGGUAGGAGGAGGAGGCGAGAAAUCCAGAGUGUUGGAGAAAAACUUAAAUGCAUUUAGAGGGGUUUUAGAAGCUAUAGGAAGUAGUAUGAGCACAGGCGUUAACCGCAAAGAAAGAAGAACAAGGAGCUGCCCAAGUUCUAUCAAGUCCUCCCCAAUUCAUAAAGAAUUUGCAGGAGGUGAUCAGAGUAAAAUAUUUGCAAGAGAAACCUCAAUUCAAGCUGCAAUUGCCCAUUGUAAAUUUUCAUUGGAAUAA
Molecule: messenger RNA, 1220 nt
Organism: Fragaria vesca subsp. vesca
Lineage: Eukaryota; Viridiplantae; Streptophyta; Magnoliopsida; Rosales; Rosaceae
Exons: 2
Coding region: 48-1220 (390 amino acids)
Source: RefSeq, a predicted model, not a curated record